ACCUUUUUUCUUCCCUUUGUUCAAGGAUCCCCGCCAAAGGCAAGCAAGGCAUACUCGCUCGCUCGCUCGCUCGCUCGUGGCGCAACGAUGUCGGCGUCAACCUCGCGAGGCGCGGUACCCAGCCGGCAACCUACGCCGCUCGACGAGGAAGAACAGUCGUCGGCGGCGGUCAGGACAGGACGGCAGGCAUUGGUGCUGACGUUUGCCUCUGCGGGGCUGGGCAACUCGCUGAGUGCAAUCUGCACCAACCCAUUUGACAUCAUCAAGGUCCGCCAGCAGCUCGCCGUGGACCGGAGCCGCGCCAGCUUCUGGUCCGUCGCCGCGUCCAUGGCGCGCAACGAAGGCGUCCGGAGCUGGUGGAACGGCGUGACGGCGAGCUGCCUGCGCGAGGCGAGCUACAGUACGAUCCGAAUGGGCUCCUACGAGUCGUUCAAGGAACUCUACUCGCCCCUCGUUGAUGUUUCUUCUUUUACCAACAAGCUUCUCGCAGGCAUCACGUCCGGUGCCAUCGGAGCGGCCAUCGCCACGCCGACGGACCUGGUCAAGGUGCGCAUGCAGGCCGCGCGACCGCCGUCGGGCGAACCGCCGUUCCCGAACACAUUCGUCGGCUUCGCCCGUGUGUACCAGGAGGGCGCCGCGCGCUCCUCGUCGCCGCUCGCCGGCCUCCAGUCGCUCUACCGCGGCGUGGGGCCGACAGUGGUGCGUGCGGCAAUCCUCACCUCGACACAGAUCGGGUGCUACGAUGAGGCAAAGACGCUCAUGAAGGCGCGCCUCGGCCUGUCCGAGGGCGUCGCGCUCCACUUUGCCAGCAGCAUGGUCGCUGGCUUUGUGUGCAGCGCCGCGAGCCAGCCCGUCGAUGUGAUCAAGGUCCGGAUCAUGCAGGACAAGUCCCGCCAGAUCAACGGCGCCUUCCACAGCCUGGGUAUGCUCCUCCGCAACGAAGGGCCUCUGGCUUUGUACAAGGGCUUUGGCAUGUGCUGGGCUCGAUUGGGCACGCAUACAGUCAUCUCUCUCGUCUUGUUCGAGCGUUUCCGGGCUCUCUUUGGCAUCAAACCUUUGUAAUCAACAUCCUCCAAUGAGCUAAAAUAGGCAGCAGUCGCUUUCGCAGU
Acaromyces ingoldii is the source of this 1109-nucleotide messenger RNA. Its product is annotated as mitochondrial carrier. The record is from RefSeq and is a predicted model, not a curated record. Lineage: Eukaryota; Fungi; Basidiomycota; Exobasidiomycetes; Exobasidiales; Cryptobasidiaceae. The coding region runs from base 88 to 1062 and encodes 324 amino acids. The transcript has a single exon.